Messenger RNA from Scheffersomyces stipitis CBS 6054, 1599 nucleotides. RefSeq names its product Pdc2p (gene PDC2). The record is from RefSeq and is a predicted model, not a curated record. Gene Ontology annotation, cellular component: nucleus. NCBI's taxonomy places the organism in Eukaryota, Fungi, Ascomycota, Pichiomycetes, Serinales, Debaryomycetaceae. The transcript has 2 exons. Gene Ontology annotation, molecular function: DNA binding. The annotation marks the transcript as partial.
AUGGGCUACACCAUCAAGCAGAAGAUCGACAUCUGCUUGAAGGCCGAGGCUUUCCCCAAUAUGACUCAGGCAGAUCUUGCCCUCUGGGCAGCUGAGCAGUAUGGCUCUCAGAAGGCUCCCUCUCAAACUACUAUAUCACGUAUUCUCAGCUCCAAAAACGACUUAAUUGCAUCAAAAGAGACCGACUUUCAAUUGGUAAGAAGAAGAAAGCAGUCAAACCCUCUUCUUCGAAGAAUCUUGACAGAAUGGAUUACACAAGCCAUAUGGGAAAACAUUCCAAUAACCACUCCCAUUAUACAGCUGACUUCCAAUGCGAUCUGGAACCGUUUGCCGAAAUUAGAAAAGGAUGGAAACGGCAUUUUCAACCAUAAGUGGUGUAACCACUUUCUCAAACGUCUUAAUAUUAACCUUACUGGUUCGCCACAAGACAUAGCAUCGAACCCCGGACAAUACAAGCUUAACAAGGUAUGGAAACUAGACGAGAAAGUCGAGUUAAAACAAUAUUUAUGUGAUUUGAUUGCUCAGGAUAAUUAUUCUCCGCAAGAUAUAUUUGUACUUGACGAGUUCCAGCUUUUCUAUUCUUUACCGUUGGACCAGAUCUUCGAUGUCUCUUCUGUAGACAAAGGUUUGAAACAAUCGAGUUCUUCAACCGAGAACUCCCUUACGAUUAUGCUUGGAUGUAACAUAGAUGGCUCCGAGAAGUUGUCACCAUUGAUCGUAGGCAAGUAUGACAGAUUUGAUGUCUCUAAAAGCUCGCAUUCGUCUUUGAAGACAGCUACCAUAAGCGUUAGCCAGCAUAAUCUUAUGAAUAGACUCACCGAGGCGUAUCAGUUGUUCUACAAGUCCAACACUAACAAAUGGAUAACAUCCAGUAUGUUUCAGAACUAUUUGCUAACCUUGGACCACAAGUUAGGAAACAGGAAGAUCCUCUUGUUAUUGGAUGACUCCUCAUCGCAUAGAAUAAUCAAUUUGAAGUUUGAAAACAUCAAGUUAUGUUACUUGAAGAAUAACACAAAUCAUACAAGUCCUUACAAUUCUCUCUACAACGGAGUCAAGUUUGAUUAUUUGCCGAUGAAUUUCGGAAUUAUAGAAGAGUUCAAGAUCCUCUACAGAUUGCAGCAGUAUUUGGAGAUGAUCAACCGUCAGAGAUUGAACUCCAAAGCAGAAGCAUCGCCAGACAUCGACUUGAGCAACUACAAGGCUGUAGCGUUACAAGGAAUGGAGGUGUUAUCAGAAAAUGACUACCAUAUUCCAUUGAUAAAGGUUAUUGAAUGGAUCAAGCGCUCCUGGGACUCGUUGACAUGCGAGAAGAUAUUCCUCUCUUGGAAGAAAACGCAUUUGUUACCGUUAAACAAACUGUGGCCAUCAAAUGAUCCUGCUAUGGUUCUCAAGGCUGACAGCAUAAUUGCACCAUUGAUUUCUAGUACUGCUAGUUAUAAUGCAAAUAAGAGCUACGACAAAUUGAAUGAGAUCAUGGGCUACUUAAAUGUAGUGAUUCCCUGGGAGAUCGAUGAACUUUUGGGCUUGGUCAAUGAGAUGGGAAAAGUUACUCUUAGCUACGUCUCCAUCGAAGAAAUCAUUGGAAGUUGCCUACUGGAA